Messenger RNA from Halteromyces radiatus, 2051 nucleotides. RefSeq lists its product as uncharacterized. The transcript is spliced from 7 exons. Gene Ontology annotation, biological process: pyruvate metabolic process; malate metabolic process. The record is from RefSeq and is a predicted model, not a curated record. Bases 34 to 1923 code for a protein of 629 amino acids. Lineage: Eukaryota; Fungi; Mucoromycota; Mucoromycetes; Mucorales; Cunninghamellaceae. Gene Ontology annotation, cellular component: mitochondrion. Gene Ontology annotation, molecular function: NAD binding; malate dehydrogenase (decarboxylating) (NAD+) activity.
CUUUACUAUACUUUCUUUUAUACUUUUCGAAAUAUGUUUAUAAAACGAUGGACAACUCAUUCUAAAACUUGGUUACGACAAACUGGUAUUGAUCGUCGUCGUUGGUACGCGCAGACAUCUACACUUAUAAAGGAAACUUCACGCGAACCCGUUAAUAAUGCCUCUACAUUUAUGGAAUUCCCUGAGAAGGUUAUUCGUUCUCCUUAUUAUAACAGAGGUACGGGUUUACAGUCAAAAACAAGACAUGAAUGGGGUCUCCGGGGUUACAGUCCUCCUGGUGUGGAAACUUUGGAAACACAACAAGCAAGAGCUUUAUCUCAUUUAAGGUCCAAGUCUUCUUCUUUGGAAAAAUAUAUAUUUUUGGCUCAAUUACGAAAUUCCAACUCACGAUUAUUUUACAAGUUGGUGAAUGAUCAAUUUGAAGAAAUUGCUCCUAUCAUCUAUACUCCUACUGUUGGUGAAGCUUGUCAAGAAUAUUCAAAUAUUUAUCCAUUUCUUGCUCCUCCUGGUGCUCCAGAUGGUCUUUAUCUCACUAUCAAUGAUUUACCAAAUUUGAAAGAAAUCAUUCAAAAUUAUUGUGAACAAAAUGGUCGUGAAAUCCCUGAAAUUACUGUGAUCUCUGAUGGUUCACGUAUCUUGGGUUUGGGUGAUUUGGGUGUGAAUGGUAUUGGUAUCCCUAUUGGCAAGUUACAGUUAUAUGUUGGUGCUGCUGGUAUUGAUCCUCGAAAGACAUUACCUAUUAUUUUGGAUUUUGGAACCAACAAUGAAAAGUAUUUGAAUGAUCCAUUCUAUCUAGGAUUGAAACAAAAGCGACCUGGUGAUAAAGAGUUUUAUGAUGCUAUGGAUCAAGUGAUGAAUGCUUUAUACGAUGUAUUCCCUGAUAUCCUGGUUCAAUUUGAAGACUUCCAAUCUGAACAUGCGUUUGGAUUACUAGAAAAAUAUCAAGAUCAUAAAUUGUGUUUCAAUGAUGAUAUCCAAGGUACUGGCUCAGUGAUUUUGGCUGGAUUCAUCAACGCUCUCCGGUUGGCUCAGGAAAAGGCUGAUAUUCGACUUGAAGAUCAUCGUAUUGUAUUUUUUGGUGCUGGCUCAUCGGCAAUCGGUGUGGGCAAGCAAAUCUUGGCUUAUGUUAUGCGACAUAAUAACCUAUCCGAAGAAGAGGCCAAAAGUAUGUUUUACUACGUCGAUAGCAAAGGAUUGAUUACAAAAGAUCGUGGUGAUAAAUUGGCUCGACAUAAGGUUUAUUUUGCAAGGGAUGAUAAUCAACAAAAACAAUGGAAGACUCUAUCUCAGGUCAUUGAUUAUGUGCAACCUACUGUAUUGAUUGGAUUAUCAGGUCAAGGAAAAACAUUUACAAACACGAUAUUACAAAAGAUGGGCGACAUCAACAAAUCACCUAUUAUCUUCCCGCUUUCCAAUCCGAUGACGAAAGCCGAAUGUACGUUUGAACAAGCUAUGUACAAUACUGAUGAACGUGUGAUCUUUGCUUCAGGAACAGCUUUUCCUCCCUAUCCAGCAUCUUCUGGUAGCAUGGUGACGGCUGGACAAGGAAACAACAUGUAUAUCUUCCCUGGUCUUGGACUUGGCACCUUGGUGGCGAAAUCAAAAUUAGUAUCGGAUGGCAUGAUCUUUGCUGCUGCUGAAGGAUUGGCAAGUACUCUAUCAAAACAAGAUCUAUUACAAGGUAAUAUAUACCCCUCUUUGGCUCGUAUUCGUGAAGUGUCAUCCAUGGUGGCUGUGGCUGUUUGUCGACAAGCACUUGAAGAGAAUUUGGCUACCGAUCCUACUUUAUUACAAUUGGCUCAAAAUAAUCCAUCUUCUACUUUGGAUCAGUCUAUUUUGAAAUACGUUCAAGACAAAAUGUGGGAUGUCAAUCAAGAGGAUAAUUUUAAGGUAACGGUGGCGGCUGAAGCAUCCUCAUCAUGAUCAUCAACAAGUUAUUCAUCAUGCGUACAUGACUUAGCACUAUAGUGGUUUAUCGUCGUUAUAUUAUAUUAAUGAUAGUGUAGAAUACGGUUUCAAAUAAAGAAAUAUGAUUGUUGUCAUUUUAUCGA